GCGCUCUCCAGCGUACCACCACCUUCGCUCGACGACCCCCGCCUGCUCGAUGAACUACCUGCGGGGUGCAGUCAGCGCCAUCAGUGCACCGUACCAGUACUACAAGGAUCUCAACCCCGCCACCCUCACGGGCGCUAUAGACGUCAUCGUAGUGAAACGACCGAAACCGCAGGAUGGUCAGGCAGACAUCGCGCGGCCAGGAGAAGACGACCAUGAGCUGGUUUGCUCGCCUUUCCACGUCAGGUUCGGAAAAUGGCAGGUCCUCAGGCCAGGCGACAAGAAGGUCAAGAUGUUUGUCAAUGGAAACCAAGUUCCAUUUCCCAUGAAGAUUGGUGAGGCUGGCGAGGCCUUCUUUAUCUUCGAGACAGACGAGGACGUCCCGGAUAACCUUGUAACGAGUCCCCUUCUGGAGGCGACCCAACCUGGGCAAACCAAUGCGGACGUGCAGCGCGCCGGUAGAUUCGGCGCCAAGGAAGGCACUGAGAAGCAACCAAGGGAUGCUGGAUUGGAUACACAAGAACCCGAGUUCCUCGACCUCAACGCUUCCGAAUCGCAACAAGACCUAUCAUUACACGAGCCGGAGGAUCGACAGGGUGAAGACAGUGAAGGCCAAGUGCCACUUCUCGUCCGCACUGCCCAGCUCGGGAAAGCACUUGUGGGUGCAGGCGUAGAGGCUGGCAAGUCAGAAAGGGACAAACUCAAGGAUCACACGCUGACAGAAGCUGUAUCCGAGGUCGAGAAGGACGAGGAGACGUUCGUGAGGGAGAAAGCCCUUGCCACUCGUAACGCAGCAAGACACUCUGCCAGUAGCUUCAGGAGCAAUAAAGGAGACGAGAUCUUGCCAGAAGCAGACGAUGUGGAGGGUCCUGAGGUCGUAUACACUGACGACAUGGUAUUCGAUAUGGAGGGUUAUCACUCGCACAAACGAAGUCACUCAGGUGGAACUAUUACUCCUCGAGGUUCGUCAACUUCCACGAGCUCCCAGGUUCCCAGCCCGCCAAGUACACCAGGACCAUCUCGCACGCCAUCACCCCCUACGAAUGUACCUGUCCCCUUCCCUACCAUGCGAGCCACCUCCGAACCUCCCUUCGACUACCCAACCGGCAUGACACCUCCGCAAGGCGCGCUUACCCCGCCGACAACUCCCCCUUCGCGCUCGCCAUCUAUGUCACGGAUGCACGCCAGGAAGGCCAAGGUCGGUCCGCACACAACCAUCCCCGUGGGGCACAUCCAAACCGAGACAGAGGAGUACAUGUGGGAGUGGGGCAGCUUCCCGCAGCGGACGCCAGUGCGCACUACGUUUCCGUCUAUGGACGGCAUAGGCCCGAGCCGGAAGGGCAAGGAACGGAUGGCGGACUUGUCAUUAGACACGGAUGUCAGUGAGAAGGACCGCGAGGAGAUGGUUUCAUCGCCCGUGCCUAUGGAGGAGGGUGAGGACGAAUUGAAGUUCGGGAAGGGAGGGCGCUUGGCCCUUGAUCGGCGGAACCCGACAAGGUUCAGGGUGUCUAUCGAGAGGCGAGUGGUAGAUUUUGAGCUCAGCGUCGUCCCUGGGGCGGGUAGCAGGGGGAGGCCAGGCGGUAAAGGGCCUCUAGGUGGUGAAGACGAGGUGGUGGACAUGCAGCGUUUCGAGCAAGGGAAGAUAGACUUUGAGAAAUUUAUUAAUGACGACCAGGUCAUCGACGACGAAGACCUGGUAUUGAAGUGGGCGGGGGAUAUGUGCAUCACUCGGCAGGACGGGUCUCCAUUGAUGGACGCGCUCGUCUUGUGGCGAGAUGCCGCGCUUCGUGGCAAGCUCGCCCGCUCUCCAUCCCGAUCGCGCUCACGAGAAUGGGACGGCCAUCGGUCACGGCUGAAGGACAUUGAUGAAGAGGCCCCCUAUGCUUCUGAUGAUGAGUCUCGACAUAUGAACCAUACACCAUCCGACAUGUCGGGUUCAACAGCCAUGGAGAAGACACCGCCUUCGUCAUCAUCGUGGGUGCGCUGGUGGAGCCGGAGUCGCAAUGCAGAGCCUGCGCAGCGACCGAACCUCAAGUCGAUGAACACUGCGCCGCCCAAUGUACAAAGGAGCAAUACGCAAGUACCACAGCCAGGACCGUCGCCCACGAAGCGGUCCUCAUCUGUUACGCCGCUCUCACCCUCCCAUAGCGCGUCUGAACUGGGGACGCCCGCGUCACCCUUGUCCGAUACGUCCUCUGAGGACGACAAACCCAAACGGUACGCGAAGACACUCCGACUCACUUCAGAGCAACUUAAAACCCUCGAUUUGAAGCCAGGCGCGAACAGUAUUACAUUCUCUUUAUCAGCAACGGGGGUUGCUGCAUGCACUGCACGUCUCUUUGUCUGGGACCAUACCGAUCAAGUCGUCAUCUCGGACAUUGACGGAACGAUUACGAAGUCAGAUGCGCUAGGCCAUGUCUUCACGAUGAUCGGCCGUGACUGGACGCACCUCGGCGUGGCGAAGCUGUAUACAGAUAUCUGUCGCAACGGCUACAAGAUCCUGUACCUCACCUCGCGCGCCAUCGGCCAAGCGGACUCGACGCGCGACUACCUCAAGGGUGUCAAGCAGAAUGACUACCAAUUGCCGGAGGGCCCCGUCAUCAUGAGCCCCGAUCGUUUAUUGACGUCCUUGCAUCGUGAGGUCAUCAUGCGCAAACCCGAGGUGUUCAAGAUGGCUGCUCUACGCGACAUCCAAAAGCUGUUUGGGACAACCGCGACAAACCCAUUCUAUGCUGGGUUCGGGAACCGCAUCACCGACGCACUCUCAUAUCGUAGUGUCGGCGUGCCGAGCUCGCGGAUCUUCACCAUUGACUCGAAUAGUGAGGUGCGGAUGGAGUUGCUCGAGCUAGCGGGUUACAAGUCCUCGUACAUCCACAUGACAGACCUCGUCGAUCAGAUGUUCCCUCCUAUCAAUCGGACAUGGGCAGCGGAGUACACCGACUUCAAUUACUGGAAACAACCCAUGCAAGACUUCCCGCUUCCAGACCUGACACCACCCUCUCCCGCACUGAGCGCGCGCUCCGACACGUCCAACCAGAGUACCCUAGCCCGGCUCAGGCAUUUCAGCCUCAUGGGAAGCAGACAGGCGAACAACAUGGACAGGUUUGCCCUACCGCCACCGGCGACGAAGUCGGAGGAAGACAGAGCACAGCAGCGGCGGAACGAGUCCCACUUGCGCCAGAUGUCGUCCUUUGAACGACUGAGCAGCACGUUGUCUGCUUUCACCCAGUCUGCGUCCCCGAUCAGUAGCCCGCGAUCGAGCACGCCCACGUUCAUCGACUCGGGCUCGGAGGACGAAGGCGACGAGACUGAUCUCGAGAAGCAGAAGCGACGGAGGAAAAGGCGGGAGAGCAUGCCUGGCUCGCUGCCCGGGUCGGAUGGCUCGGUGUCAGAUGAAGACAUGCACUUUGGGGCGGAUGAGGCAGGAGACGAUGGUUACGACGGAGAGAGAGAGGAGGAAGCAGCUGAGGAAGCGUUUGACGAAGACUUUCUGGCCACUGGAGAGAUGGAGAAAGUACCGUUCUUGUGAUCAUAUAUUGUCGCUGCGUAAUUGGCGCCACAAAGCAUAAUCUGACACAGCUUGGAACUUGCAGCCGAGACAGGCUCCCAACAUUACGGUGGUUUGGUACUACAUUAUACUAUCAGUAGUGCCGGAUUUCCGGCCACCCGCUAUGCGGCUGCGAAAAGUUUGUUAUCACUUACUGCUCGCCUCCCCUUCAACAUUUCGGCAAAUAGCAACAUAACUAAGUAGCAGCUUCCUGCUGCGAGAGGGGAGACACGAGCCUAUUGUGUAGGG
Fomitopsis serialis is the source of this 3793-nucleotide messenger RNA. RefSeq names its product Lipin/Ned1/Smp2-domain-containing protein. Gene Ontology annotation, biological process: fatty acid catabolic process; triglyceride biosynthetic process. The transcript is spliced from 10 exons. NCBI's taxonomy places the organism in Eukaryota, Fungi, Basidiomycota, Agaricomycetes, Polyporales, Fomitopsidaceae. Gene Ontology annotation, molecular function: phosphatidate phosphatase activity. The record is from RefSeq and is a predicted model, not a curated record. Gene Ontology annotation, cellular component: nucleus. The coding region runs from base 50 to 3526 and encodes 1158 amino acids.